GCCUUUCUGUUUGUUUGUUUGUUUUUUUGGGUUUAACGCCGUUUUUCAACAGUAUUUCAGUCAUGUAACGGCGGGCAGUUAACCUAACCAGUGUUCCUGGAUUCUGUACCAGUACAAACCUGUUCUCCGCAAGUAACUGCCAACUUCCCCACAUGAAUCAGAGGUGGAGGACUAAUGAUUUCAGACACAAUGUCGUUUAUCAAAUAGUCACGGAGAACAUACGCCCCGCCCGAGGAUCGAACUCACGACCCCGCGAUCCGUAGACCGACGCUCUACCUACUGAGCUAAGCGGGCGGGCUUCUUGCCUUUCUGGGUAAGUACGAUGGUUGCAACUAAAGUUGUAUGCAGUGUUGAUGCCAUGUUUCACAAAAGCUAGAGGCAGGCCAUGGAUGAUAUUUGAGGCCUGGUCUGUUGAUUUCACACGAGAAAGGAGGUUGUUGAUGUACAUAAGGAAGAGAUGAAGGCAAAGAACACUAUAGCUGCUUGCAGAGGAAGCCUCUAAACUAUAGCCCCAUUAGGGAUACUUGCAAUGUCUAAAAACAGGAAAUUGGCUGUCCAAGAUUUAAUGCAGCUUCUGACAUUUAGUUGUCCAGCUUCUGUAGAAGAUGGUAUAAUGAUUGAUUUUAAUAAAGGCCUUACUAGAUUCUAUAAAAAUCUAUUUGUUGAUUUAGCUGAUGCCUUUGAUAGUGAGGAUGAGUUUGGCAUCAAGGAAUGUUUUUUUUCUAGAAUAAGGAGUUAGAAGUGGCAUUAUGUAGAUUUGGGUAUAAGAAAAAUAUAUAUGAACUUGAUGGGAUAUUAAGAUAAUUUAUUUUGAGCUUUCUUUAAACAACUAUAUAACAAAAGAUAAAGUAGCAACAAAGCAAGAAGUGAUAAUUUUCGAACGUGUUGCUAUAUUCUAAAAGUAAAUAAAACAGCGUAACGUUAUAAUUUGGGUAACGUUACACGGAAAUGUUCCGGCACCGGUGACGGGAUUUAACUGAAGCCGAUUGUCGUAAAAACAUUAUCGACUGCUUUCCGAUACUAACAACGGAUAUGUAAACAACAAGUUAAUUGAUGAAUUUAUUUCUAUUUUCGUCUGUGUUUAAGUCAACUAAACAGCGGAAAUAAGUGAAAUAGGUCUGCAUAUCUUAAUUGUUCUUUGAAUUUAGCGGGUCUCGCGAAAACACCCGAAUCUGUCCAGAAUGGGAGACCGAGAUGUCGAGACAACCGCUCUGCAAUUUUGGGACACUCGUAAGAAUUUCUGAUUCUGAGGAAGAAGACACUGAUAAAAGAAAGCUCAAGAAGAAAAUGAAGAGGAAUGGUACACAGUCCUCUCUACAUGAUGCACGAUCCAGACCAUCAACUGUAAACGAAGAAGAUCAGAGGGAGGAAAAUGGUGUCUGGUUUUGGGUGAAUAAGAAUGGCUUCCCAGUAGACGAUAUGACAUGGGGAAGGAUGUGGGAUCAUGUUGCUAAAAUACAUCCGGAUGGUUACAAGAUGGUCUCAACCAUCAGAGGAAAUAGCAGUCUUCCUCAGGUGCCAGUGCCUCAAGCUCCAAUGAGUUUCUCACCCUCUCUGUCUAUUCUAGAGAGGCUGGAAAAGAUACAGAAUUACAUGAAUACGCUACAAUAUAAUCACACUGGUACACAAUUCUUUGAAAUAAAGAAAAACAGACCAAUUUCUGGGCUGAUGGAAGUAGCCAAGGACAUGAUUCGGGAAUCACUGCCAAUCAAGUGCCUUGAAGCCAUUAUUCUUGGAGUCUUCCUGACCAACGGCAUGAUGGGAAUGGAAAGAUUUCCUAUUAGUUUCAAGACGCAGUUCAAUACAAACAUCCAUCGUCAUGUAGUGCUUGGUGUGUACCAUGCCGGUCGUUACGGAGCACUCGGCAUGUCCCGCAGAGAUGAUCUCAUGUAUAAACCACUGAUCUACAAGACACUGUCAGAGUUGAUCAUAGAUUAUGAAAGAGCCUAUAAAAAAUACUGGCAUGAUGUGAAGAAAAUAAAGAUUGGUCUUCCUAUACCACAUGAUCCACACAGCUAUGAGUUUAUCCAGUGGAAGACUUUGACGUUGACUUGCAGUCGUUUAACACAACAGGAACUGAUCAAAGAGAUUGAUACACAUGCCACAGAAAUAAGGACAAGGGGACUGCACAGAGAUUUUGAGUCACCUACUGUGAUGUACUCUUCAAGAAAGAAGUCAAGAUCUUGGUCAGUUCCACAGACAAACUCACCGCGGAAGUCGAUGUCAAUUGCUGACCUGGACCAUCCUCGACAUUCCAAAUCUAACGGCAACCAUUCCUCACAAUCUAGCUUCACCCAGGCCAUCAAACUGUACCAAGGUGGAACUACAAAAGAAGUGAGCACUGGGAAAAAGAAAGAAGGGGCAGAUCUUGGGGAGUACCAGAUUAGAAUUUGAUAGGUAACAGAUUCGGGGAAUACAAGAUCAGGAUCUGAUAGGCAGCAGAUCUUUGGGAAUACCAGAUUAUGAUUAGUCAUUUGAUAAGCAACAGAUCUCAUAGAAUUUGAUCUCUACAAUAUUUGUGUACAACUACUGUUGGUAAACAGUUCUGAGAUUAUAUUGCAACUUCCAGUGACUUUGUGUUGAACCUUGCAGUGUAUUCAAUAGAGAAUCGGACACUGGAAUUAGGAUUUUCAGGAAAAAGAUACUCAGAAAGGGACCAUUUUGAGAGCAAUUUAUACACAGGACAUUGAAUUAACUAUUGACUGUGAUAAUGUAUUAUGUAAUGUAUAUUUGAUUUGAUAAGGUUGUGAUAUCAGUCCAGAAAUGCUCUUGUUGUUAGAAUGGCAGUCACCAUAAAUGAAAAUGCUAAUGUAAGAUGUUUAUAUACACAUUGAUGGAUUUUUAUUUUUUUUGUUCAGUGAUGCUGUAGAUAGGGUAUAUCUUGCCUUAAGUUUAUUUCACAGUUGCUAGUCAACAGCCAUAUUCUGUUACUUCAAUAUUUACAUCUGUUUUAGUUGUGAGUCGCGUUUUUCAUGCAAAUAAGUUAAAAGAAAAACUGUUGUGAAUGAUACCCUUUCUAUCUUUAUAACCACUCGUCUGACUUAGUCAUAAUUAUAUAUUUGUGAUAAAUGUUUUUAAAGUU
Molecule: messenger RNA, 3082 nt
Organism: Mercenaria mercenaria
Lineage: Eukaryota; Metazoa; Mollusca; Bivalvia; Venerida; Veneridae
Product: tubulinyl-Tyr carboxypeptidase 1-like
Exons: 11
Coding region: 1195-2394 (399 amino acids)
Biological process (GO): regulation of angiogenesis
Cellular component (GO): cytoplasm
Source: RefSeq, a predicted model, not a curated record